AUGAAGUUAAGCUUGAGUAGGAUUUGCUUUUGUUGUUCGAUCAUUAAAUGGAUGCUGCAAUGGAUCGGAAUAAAAUUAGGCUUAAGGCGGCUCUGGAAGAAGAAGACUAGCAGCGAAGAGAGCCUAUUACUUGAUGUGAAAGUAACUCCGACAACACCAAAUAUCACCGACUUAAAAGAGGAUGAGGACGAUAUUGAAGGUGAUACGUGGGACAGUUGGAAUAAUAGCUUUGGUGUAACUGUUCUUCCCAAUCAAGACACAAACUUGGAAACGCUUCCAAAAACUGAAGCGGAAGAGUUACCUCAUGAUACCGUACAGAAUAAUGUAGCUGAUGUAAAUGAAGAGAUGAAUAACGCCCCCAAUUUUUUCGAAGACUUGGAACCAGUUAUUCAAAAGCAAGCCAAGUAUAUCAUAGCAAAGAAUGAAAACCCGCCCGUGGUAACCAAUAAAAUUGAGAACAAAUUUGUCAUAAAUGAUAAGAUGUUGUUACCCGAGGAUAGUGGACUUGGUGUAUGGGACGAGAAAGGGGCUGGUUGGGAGGAUGAUGCAGAAGAGUUCGAUUCAAUUGUAGAAUCUGCUGUAAAAGGUAAUAAAAAAGCCCUACGCGAGAAGAGAAUGAUAGAAAAUCAGAGGAAAAAACAAGAAUUAGAAGCCAAAAAGCUACAGAAAGGAAAAUCGAAGCGUCUUGCUACAAAAAUGAACCAAAAAGGUGACUAA
This is a messenger RNA of Trichoplax adhaerens, 717 nucleotides long. RefSeq lists its product as uncharacterized. The coding region runs from base 1 to 717 and encodes 238 amino acids. Gene Ontology annotation, cellular component: secretory granule. NCBI's taxonomy places the organism in Eukaryota, Metazoa, Placozoa, Uniplacotomia, Trichoplacea, Trichoplacidae. The record is from RefSeq and is a predicted model, not a curated record. The transcript has 4 exons.